ACCUCCCAUCCCCCUCCUCCGUUCACCGCCAUUGACGAACCAUUGCGAGCUCUCAACGAAGCGAAGUAGUAAGCUCGAUUUCUCUUUUCUCUAGCUUUUGAAGCGAUCUUUGUAUCUAGGGUUUCAGAUCCAUGGCGAAAGGCGAGGGUCCGGCGAUCGGGAUUGAUCUCGGGACUACCUAUUCGUGUGUGGGCGUGUGGCAGCAUGAUCGCGUUGAGAUCAUCGCUAAUGACCAGGGGAAUCGCACAACCCCUUCGUAUGUCGCCUUCACUGACACUGAGAGGCUCAUCGGCGAUGCGGCCAAGAACCAGGUCGCCAUGAAUCCCACCAACACCGUCUUUGAUGCAAAGCGUUUGAUCGGGAGGCGUUACAGUGAUCCCUCAGUGCAAGCUGACAUGAAACUAUGGCCAUUCAAGGUCAUUCCCGGCCCGGGCGACAAGCCCAUGAUCGUAGUUCAUUAUAAGGGCGAGGAGAAGCAGUUCUCUCCAGAAGAGAUCUCCUCCAUGGUGCUCACAAAGAUGAAAGAAAUAGCCGAGGCCUAUCUCGGUACCACCAUCAAAAACGCCGUAGUCACUGUUCCUGCCUACUUCAAUGACUCUCAGCGCCAGGCUACUAAAGACGCUGGUGUCAUUGCUGGCCUCAAUGUCAUGAGAAUCAUUAACGAACCCACUGCGGCCGCCAUUGCUUAUGGCCUUGAUAAGAAGGGAGGCUCCUCUGGUGAGAAGAAUGUGCUAAUCUUUGACCUCGGUGGUGGUACCUUUGAUGUCUCUCUGCUCACUAUUGAGGAAGGUAUCUUUGAAGUGAAGGCCACUGCUGGAGAUACUCAUCUCGGAGGUGAGGACUUUGACAACAGGAUGGUGAACCAUUUUGUGCAAGAGUUCAAGAGGAAGCACAAGAAGGACAUUAGUGGCAACCCCAGAGCGCUGAGGAGGCUGAGAACCGCUUGUGAGCGAGCAAAGAGGACUCUCUCUUCCACCUCACAGACCACUAUUGAGAUUGACUCCUUGUAUGAAGGCAUUGAUUUCUAUGCCACCAUUACUCGAGCCAGAUUCGAGGAGCUUAACAUGGACCUGUUCAGGAAGUGCAUGGAGCCUGUGGAGAAGUGUUUGAGGGAUGCCAAGAUGGAUAAGAGCAGUGUUGAUGACGUUGUUCUUGUUGGUGGGUCUACUAGGAUUCCCAAAGUGCAGCAGUUAUUGCAAGAAUUCUUCAAUGGAAAAGAACUAUGCAAGAGCAUCAACCCUGAUGAGGCUGUUGCUUAUGGUGCUGCUGUUCAGGCUGCUAUUCUUAGUGGUGAGGGGAAUCAGAAAGUGCAGGACUUGCUGCUGCUUGAUGUUACUCCUCUUUCACUUGGACUGGAGACUGCUGGAGGUGUCAUGACUGUUUUGAUCCCCAGGAAUACAACAAUUCCCACCAAGAAGGAACAGGUGUUCUCCACUUACUCAGACAACCAGCCUGGUGUUUUGAUCCAGGUUUAUGAGGGCGAGAGGACUAGGACCGAGGACAAUAACCUUCUUGGCAAGUUUGAGCUCUCUGGCAUUCCGCCAGCUCCCCGAGGUGUGCCACAGAUCAAUGUCUGUUUCGACAUUGAUGCAAACGGCAUCCUGAAUGUCUCAGCCGAGGACAAGACCACUGGACAAAAGAACAAGAUCACCAUCACAAAUGACAAGGGAAGGCUUAGCAAAGAGGAGAUUGAAAAGAUGGUGCAAGAGGCUGAGAAGUAUAAGCAGGAAGAUGAGGAACAUAAGAAGAAGGUGGAAGCAAAGAACACAUUGGAGAAUUAUGCUUACAACAUGAGGAACACUAUCAAGGAUGAGAAGAUAGCGUCCAAGUUGCCGGCUGCCGAUAAGAAGAAGAUAGAGGAUGCAAUUGAGGAGGCAGUGAAUUGGCUGGAGCGGAACCAGUUAGCAGAAGUGGAUGAAUUUGAAGACAAGAUGAAAGAACUGGAAGGCAUCUGCAACCCUAUCAUUGCCAAGAUGUACCAAGGUGGUGCUGGUGCCGGAAUGCCUACAGGCAUGGAUGAGGACAAGCCUAGUUCCGCUGCUGGUGGUGCAGGCCCAAAGAUUGAGGAGGUUGAUUGAAGUCUUUGUUUCUUUCGGAGUCUUUUUCUCCAACCAGUUGGUUUGUUUUGUUGUUUUUUUUUUUUCUGGUCAGCAGCGUGUUGUUAAAAAUGGGUUACUGAGUUGUGAUUAAAGAAGAAUAAAUUUCUGGUCAGCAGCGUGUUGUUAAAAAUGGGUUACUGAGUUGUGAUUAAAGAAGAAUAAAAUAGUUGUGUAAAAGUCCCUUCAAUAAAAAAAAAACUUUGGUCAA
This is a messenger RNA of Dioscorea cayenensis subsp. rotundata (Guinea yam), 2307 nucleotides long. Its product is annotated as heat shock cognate 70 kDa protein 2-like. Gene Ontology annotation, molecular function: heat shock protein binding; misfolded protein binding; ATP binding. The record is from RefSeq and is a predicted model, not a curated record. The transcript has 2 exons. The coding region runs from base 132 to 2078 and encodes 648 amino acids. Gene Ontology annotation, cellular component: cytoplasm. Lineage: Eukaryota; Viridiplantae; Streptophyta; Magnoliopsida; Dioscoreales; Dioscoreaceae. Gene Ontology annotation, biological process: protein refolding; cellular response to unfolded protein.